Molecule: messenger RNA, 1598 nt
Organism: Brachypodium distachyon (stiff brome)
Lineage: Eukaryota; Viridiplantae; Streptophyta; Magnoliopsida; Poales; Poaceae
Product: probable sugar phosphate/phosphate translocator At3g14410
Exons: 8
Coding region: 64-1137 (357 amino acids)
Cellular component (GO): trans-Golgi network; Golgi apparatus; endosome
Molecular function (GO): antiporter activity
Source: RefSeq, a predicted model, not a curated record
GUUCGCGACCGACGGCGAGAGAUCUCCGUCCGUCCCAUCCCCAUUUCUCAGGAAAACAAGCCCAUGGAGAGAAAUGGCGGGAAGCAGCAGCAGCACGCGGCGGCGGGGUCGGCGGGGAGAGGGCCAUGGAGGGACGGCGCCGUCACCUACUUCCACCUCGCCUUCUACGUCGUCAUCUCCGGCGGCCAGAUCUUCUUCAACAAGUGGGUGUUAUCCUCAAAAGAGAUCAACUUCCCCUAUCCAGUUGCACUAACUUUGAUGCAUAUGGUCUUCUCGUCUGUAGUAUGCUUUGCAGCUACUAAGAUUUUCAAGGUCAUAAAGAUUGAGGAGGGGAUGACAACAGACGUAUAUGUCAGUUCAGUCAUUCCCAUUGGAGCAAUGUUUGCAAUGACACUUUGGCUGGGGAACAGUGCAUACCUCUACAUAUCUGUUGCGUUCGCACAGAUGUUGAAGGCAAUAAUGCCUGUAGCUGUGUUUCUCCUCGGAACUGCAUUCGGCCUUGAAGAAAUGAACUUCAAAAUGCUUGCUAUCAUGUCUGUCAUUAGUGUUGGAGUUGUUGUGGCCUCUGUUGGUGAAAUUACAAUCAGCUGGAUUGGAGUGGUAUACCAGAUGGGUGGAGUGGUAGCAGAAGCCCUUAGACUUAUCUUCAUUGAGAUAUUUCUGAAGAAAAAGGGUGUUAGACUGAACUUGAUAUCCAUGAUGUACUAUGUCAGCCCCUGCAGUGCUUUGUGCCUGUUCAUUCCCUGGUUAUUUUUAGAGAAGCCAAAGAUGGAUGCAAGUGUUUCAUGGAACUUCCCGCCAGUUACAUUGUUCUUAAACUGCAUGUGCACUUUUAUACUCAAUCUGUCCGUUUUCAUCGUCAUUUCCCGGACAAGUGCACUGACAGCUCGUGUUACUGGAGUCGUGAGGGAUUGGAGUGUGGUGCUGGUGUCAGCUUUUAUCUUUGCCGACACAAAACUUACCUUCAUAAACAUCAUUGGCUAUGUUAUAGCCAUAGCAGGUGUUCUUGCAUAUAACAAUCAUAAGCUCGGAGUUAAACCCCAAGCAAACCAACAGCAGGGUGUGGACAGCAAAGUCAAUGCUGGAAGCCCUCAACAUGUCGAGAUACCAUUGAAUUCUACAAAAGAAGCUUCAUAGCACCCGAAGUAGUGUGAUUUUGGACAGUUUUUGGGGAAGGAAAUGUGAGCUCUUGCCUUUUGCUAUGAGUUGGGCAUCUCCUUGGAUACAUUCUUUUCUCCCUUCCAAUCAACAGGGGAGACUGGAAAUUUUUUGUACAAUGUUACGCAAGAAAUUACAUAUACAUUAGCAUACCGAUUUGUACUGUUGUUGCUCAAAAAAAAUGGGGGCACAAUAUGAAAGGCCAAUUAGGUUCUGUAGAUGUGUUCGUUGUUGCCUAUGAACUGUUGUAGCAAUUUCCUCAGGUGCUCCCAAAAGGUGCACCCUGACUCUUUUGGUAUACUACUUUGUUACUGUGGAGGAGGGUCCUGCCAUGGAAGAUGGAUGGACCAUGUGUAUGAAAUAUUUCUAUAUGGACAGUAUACUUCCUCAAAGAUCAAAGAAUGUGAUAUGUGAACUUCUCUGGUUCCUUCGCUUUUUCA